AUGGCGGCAUGGACGAUGAGCGGAGGUAUGCUCGUUUUGGCGACAAUGUGGCUCAUUGUCGCUACGGUUGUUGCUUCAUCUUCGUCGCCUCGAGAUCCAUUGCUGGGUCUGCUCCAGGCAGGGGGAAGAUCGAUCCAGUACUACCAAGAGCCGCCCAAGAAGAAGCAGCAGCACAUCCACUACAUCAGCUAUGGCGCGCUCUCGGCUGAUCGAGUCCCCUGCGCUCCAAUGUCGGGAAGAUCCUACUACACCCCCAACUGCGUCGCGGCGAAGGGUCCUCCCGAUUGCUACGCUCGGCGAUGCAGCACCAUCACUCGAUGCGCCAGGGACUCCUAG
Molecule: messenger RNA, 336 nt
Organism: Selaginella moellendorffii
Lineage: Eukaryota; Viridiplantae; Streptophyta; Lycopodiopsida; Selaginellales; Selaginellaceae
Product: protein RALF-like 19
Exons: 1
Coding region: 1-336 (111 amino acids)
Source: RefSeq, a predicted model, not a curated record